AUGCGGGAAGUCAAUUUCAGCAUCCCUAAUGUGAACAAGGCCUCGGUCAACAUCACAACCACCCUCUAUGACAGACGAGCCCUUGACUGCACAUCAACCUUGCCCCUGAUAAACUCGCUCAAUCACCUUGCAUACCUCACGACCUCGUCCGCCCGGAUUCGGGACAUCCUCACCGUCGAUGGCGGCAUCGAAAGGCUCGUGUGCAUCCUGAAGGAGGGCAGGAGCAAGGAUUUGAUGGAAAUGUGGAAAUGGAGUCUCGCCUUCCAGUGUGUCGUCAACAUCGGUGUUCGUGGCUCGGAAAGUGUGCGGACUAGAGUGGUGGAAGCCGACAUGGUCCCUGUGAUCGCCACCAUCCUCGACAACUACAUCAAGGUAGUGGACAAGGUCCGCGCCCGUGGUGAGGCUGAGCCUCACAAGCACUCGUCCAGCCGCCAGGCGGGUAAAUCGAGUGCAUCGACUCGCGAGGUCGCUGGACGCACCCCCGUUCCCGAGUCCACCGCCCACGCCGAAUCACGCUCCUCCCGCCGACAGGCCCCUCCUCCGAGUAUCGAAAUCCCGCAACCCACCUACUACCAGGAAACUCAACCGACCGACUCCGAUGCGAUGGAUAUCACCUCUCCUCCUCGUGCCCCCAUGACCUCGCCGCCCGAACGAAGGACCUUCCGACCGGAGGCUCACUCUCAUCGGUCUCAUGAGGGCCGGUACUCCCGUACAAGCCAUCGAUUGCGCACGAUGCAACCCCUCGCCACCGCUGUCGUUCCCAUAGAUGGCACCGAAGGGUUCGGUCUGCGACCUGUCCGCGAUGCGGAACGCCUUCCUAGCAUGCUUCCCGGACUACAGACUGGCAUCAUCUCUCAACCCGACUCCCCAACCACCCCAAGUGGCCCUCUUCAGCCUCAAUCUCGAAGCGUCCCCCCACCUCCUCCGCCUGUCAGACAUCGCCCUGCCAUUCGGCAGCAGCUUUCUGCCUCCGGCGAGUCGGAUGACGCCAAUGGUGAAGACUCAACCAUGGGAGAUGAUACCGUCCUGGGUCAGACCGACGAGCCCAUCGUUGGUCUCCCAAACCGGAUGGAGAUUGACGGCGUCGAUGAGCAACAGACCGCAAUGAUUGACGAUGUCUCCACUACACACGGUCUGACAGUGACCGAUCCUUCUGAGGAGGGCCAGGAAGCCGAGACAUUCAAUAUUGCGCACCGCUCUGCCGUUGACGGCAGCAUCAUCAACAACAAUACCACGCAGACCGCCGGUGGCUUGGGUCUUUCCCCAACUCAAGCCCCAAACAAUCCUAACUCUCCUACUCUCGCACCCAGCCCCUACGCCAUGUACCUCCGCGACCGAAACAUGCCCGUCUCUCAAAACGUCUUGACGACCAUGCCUCGCGACGAAGAUGUGUUGAUGUCGUUGCAACUUUUGGCCUAUGUGUCUAAGUACUGCAAUCUUCGAUCAUACUUCCAACGCUCGCACCUGGUCCCCAAGCUCAAGAUCGAUCGCGAGCUGCACCUCUUAGAUGAGAACGCCGAUCCGUCUUCUCCAGUCGAGAUGCCUGAGGAUGAAGACGAGUAUCUGCUUCCCGACGAUGUCAACAUCUUCCCCCUGGUGGAGAAGUUCACCGUUCGACACCACUCGAAGGAUAUGCAGUACUGGGCAUGCGUGGUCAUGCGAAAUCUCUGCCGCAAGGAUGAGUCACGAGGUGGCAUCCGUCAAUGUGCCUACUACAAGUGUGGCAAGUGGGAGGAGUUCCAGCGACAGUUUGCCAAGUGUCGGCGCUGCCGCCGCACCAAAUACUGCAGCAAAGACUGCCAGAAGGCCGCCUGGGUGUACCAUCGCCACUGGUGUCACACGACCCCUUGA
This is a messenger RNA of Penicillium cinerascens, 1851 nucleotides long. It is a transcript of the gene samB, whose product is annotated as MYND-type zinc finger protein MUB1. The transcript has a single exon. Gene Ontology annotation, biological process: ubiquitin-dependent protein catabolic process; establishment or maintenance of cell polarity. Gene Ontology annotation, cellular component: MUB1-RAD6-UBR2 ubiquitin ligase complex. The coding region runs from base 1 to 1851 and encodes 616 amino acids. The record is from RefSeq and is a predicted model, not a curated record. NCBI's taxonomy places the organism in Eukaryota, Fungi, Ascomycota, Eurotiomycetes, Eurotiales, Aspergillaceae.